UCGGCCAUUGUCCCCGGGGCUGCGGCAUGGAGCAGGGGAGCUGCCGGGUGGGGGCCCCAGGGCCCGUGGGGGCGAAGACAGAGCCCUGCCCUGGGGACUGGAGAACCCCCGGCCUGCUGCUGCUGCUGCUGCUGCUGCUGGCUGCCGCGGCGGCCGCGGCUGGAGGGCUGCUGGGCUCCGCUCGCCGCCCCGCCGAGCCCCCGCUGCUCCGCCUGCCCCUCCCUAGCCCCAGGGGGCCCAGGUCCAGCCAAACAGCCCAGGUGGAUGCGGCCCGGAACACGGCGACCCUCAGAGUGACCCCAGCCCAGGACAACCGCAGCUGGGCGGUGCUGCUGGACGGGCAGAGUGGCCGCGUCUGCUACCGCCCGCCCAGGCACCAGGCCUGCUUCCUGCGCCCCAUGGAGCGCCGGGACCGCGAGGCCCUGCGGCUGCUCGUGAACACGUCGAGGGCCCAGACGCCCCCCAGCCCCAGCGAGGCCCCCCACCGUACCCAGGAGCUGCUGGCCGUGCUCGGGAGCCGCGAGGUGGACCCUGCCCUGGUGGGGGCUUCAGUGCGGCGCCUCUGCGUGAAGACCCCCAUUUACUGGGCCCGUCGGGCAGAUGGGCCCCGGGAGCAGCGGCUGAUCUACCUGUGCAUCGACAUAUGCUUCCCCAGCAGCGUCUGUGUGUCCGUCUGCUUUUAUUACCUCCCAGACUGAGCCCGCCUGGCCCGCCCGCCACGGAGGGUGGCACCAUGGGGCAAAUAAACUGUUGCACCUGC
Condylura cristata (star-nosed mole) is the source of this 760-nucleotide messenger RNA. It is a transcript of the gene BRICD5, whose product is annotated as BRICHOS domain containing 5. The coding region runs from base 27 to 698 and encodes 223 amino acids. The record is from RefSeq and is a predicted model, not a curated record. Gene Ontology annotation, biological process: regulation of cell population proliferation. NCBI's taxonomy places the organism in Eukaryota, Metazoa, Chordata, Mammalia, Eulipotyphla, Talpidae. The transcript has 6 exons.